Molecule: messenger RNA, 3063 nt
Organism: Hemiscyllium ocellatum (epaulette shark)
Lineage: Eukaryota; Metazoa; Chordata; Chondrichthyes; Orectolobiformes; Hemiscylliidae
Product: raftlin-like
Exons: 10
Coding region: 508-2718 (736 amino acids)
Source: RefSeq, a predicted model, not a curated record
UAGGUCACUUAUUUCAGAGAUCUUAAAACUGUAACUGUUUUUUUCCCCGCGACAUCUUGCAGUUGUGAUUUGACCAGUGAAACAGGAGGGGGAAAGAAAAACACUGAACUGUUACAGGAUGUGGUUUUUUUUUAACAGAACACGCAGCAAUGAAGAUUAAGAUUUUUGAUGCAUGACGUUUUCAACAGCAAAAGGAAGUCAACGGACAAAUUUAGACCCCAAAAUCUCAAUAGUACAAUUCGUUUAAGAAUCAGACCAGUUUCGCGUAUGGUUCAAUUUCCCCAUGUACUUAUUGGAGCAGCUUGAUGUGCUUUGUUGCACUCAGCAUUUUGAGUGAGUUCUUGCUCGUAAGGCUGAUCCAAGUUUCCUUCGAGGAUCUAUAACUUCCUUUCCUGAGAUGAGAGUACCUUUAAUUGUGGCCGUAUUUUGAUUGCUUACAAUUCCUGACAGGGGACUGCUGAUUUCUUUUAAACAACUUUUUGGCAGAUUUUCUCAGCAUCUGCCAAAAUGGGAUGCGGCCUACCAAAGCUGGAGAAGCCUGAUGAAAACAGUCCAGGCAAAAUCUAUUCAACUCUCAAACGACCACAAGUGGAGACUAAAGUGGGAAUAGCCUAUCAGUAUAAGGUCCUGGACUUCACCACAGCUGAGACUGAGAUAACAGAGUCAGCUGCCAUCAAGCUUUCUUCCUUACAUCAUCUUCCUGCUCAGCUACAUGAAUUUUAUCAGAAGGGCUUUGUACUUGCUGGUAUUCACCCCUUCAUACAAUGCAUUGAUGUGCGGAAGGGCACACCAGAAGAGAUGAUGUUCAGGGCCAUUUUGAUCAAACCAGCAGCGAGCUCUGAAGAGACUAAUACCAAGACUGAGCCAUGCAGCCUUGAAGUAGAAUUGAGUUUGCUGUCCAAUCAACUUCUUAAAUCAAAAGGGCUAACAGAUAUUCUUCAAAAAGUACAAGAGGGAUCGAGAAAAGGUUUACGGUUUGUUGGACUUGUGCCACACCAAAACCCUCCUGCUGAUCCAGCAGAAAAUCAUGAAGGAAACUUAGCCGUUAACAGUCCUUUAUGUCAAAACAACUCAAAGAAAGGAGGAAAGAAUGUUUGUCAAAACACACCAAACAAUACCACUCAAGAGAAACUCGCACAAAAUCAGGAAACAGAAGCUACAGAAGGGAAGACGAAACAAAAUAUAAAUCAAGGGGACACUUUUCAGGAUGAAGGACAAAGUGCUCCAGAUCAAGCAAAAAGUGAUGAACAAAUCAAUGGGCAAGCCAUGGCAGAAUUAACAAGUCAGGAAUGUCAAAAUGGUGCUGGCCAAAUAAUAAACAAGGACACAGCUGAUUGUGAAUCAGAAAGCAAAGUUGCUGGUAAACCAGAAGCUCCAUUGCAAGCAGAAACGUUUGACAGUGACAUGGCAGAAGGUGAGAGUGAGAGCCAGGCUGGACAGGAGCAGUCUCCCAUAGCAACCAACAAGUGCGAUGAGGUAAAGCACAGAACAGAAAACUAUGAAGCAACUGAAGCAACAAUUGUGUCCGAAGAAACUGACACCAAACAGCAAGAACACCGGAGACUGGCAAAACCUGAGGAGACUGAAAGGAAGAAUGAUGUGGAAAAUGAAGUGUUCCUCCUUUUCAAUAAACAACAAGAAAACCAGAAAUCGUAUAAGUAUUACACAGUCACAAUUCCACUGAAGAUCUGUAAGAAGGGACAGGAUAUUAACAGUAUAGAAGCAAAUUGGCUAGAGCAUAUGACCCAACAUUUCACAAAGGGAGCCUUGUUGGUGGAUGCUUUGAUUUGUCUGGGAACAUCGACCGAUUCUCUACCAAAAUCAGUGGAUGGACUCUUUAUAUUUGAAGGAGUUUCUGAGGACAAGUGUGAAAGCUAUGAUGCAAUUGUUGUCGAGCAGUGGACAGUAAUUAAUGGAGUUGAGGUGAAAACAGAUUAUGUUCCUUUGCUGAAUUCUCUGGCUGCAUAUGGCUGGCAGUUAACCUGUGUGCUUCCUACUCCUAUAAUGAAAAGAGACAGUGAAGGGAAUCUUGCUACAAAACAGAUUGUUUUCCUCCAGAGACCCUCACUACCCCAAAAAGAAAAGAAAAAGGAAUCAAAGAAAAAAUCAAUAAAAGAUGACAAAUCAAGCAAGCAAGAAAAAAAUUGCCUGAAAGAUAAAAAUGUCAAAGUUACUGUACAGGGAAAGAACUCUACAGUAGGUUCUAAUGAAAAUGAAAAACAAGAACAAAGUGUUGCAAAGAAUGAUGACAAAGAAAGUGCUGAAAAUGGAAAAUCCUUGAAAACAGACGGGAACGAAAAGGAAUGUACCCCUGAAGCUAAAGCAGUCCAAGAGUCUGCUUGUGUGACAAAUACUGAAAGUGAGAAAUGUAUAGCAAUGGGUGACGAUAUUGGUAUAUCAGAAAAUAUAGUCAAGGAGGCCAGUGACAACAAUGAUAUUGUUGAUAAGAAAGAUGAACAGGAAGCAUGUGAGGAUAAAUGUCAAGAUGGCAAAAUUAAUGCAAGUGAAGGAGAGGCCAACCAAGCAAAAUUAAUUGCUCAAGUUAACUGUGAAUGUGUUGACACCAGUCAGCAGGUUAGCAACAUGCCAGCUCCUGAGAUGGCAACCAAGACCCCAGAGGAAACAGGUAUCUCCAACGCAGAAAUAACUAAGAAGGUCACUGAGGAACAUGAGGACAACACUCCGGUACAAGUUGAUGAUGGUACAGUCACUGAAUAAAGCAAAAUUCAAGUUUGAUAAAUCUAGACAUAAGUCAAAAGGAAAUGGUCCGAUGUUUUUUUCCCUAUGGAGUAUUCUUGCUAGCCAGAUUUUCAUAUACUUUUUAAUGUCAAUAUUGUACCACACAUCAUGCAUGAUGUCUCUCUCUCUCUCUCUCUCUGUCGGACACUCACAUUUUGCAAUUGAAGCAAAAGCAGAUAUUGUAAGCUGACGUUGCUUUUUUUAGUGAUUCUGCAAAUCAUGGGCAUGACUUACUAAAAUUACUAAUAUGUUGAAAUGUGCUGGAGAUAAAAUACCUUUUGUGUUGUUUCAAGUGAGGUAGUAACCUUGGAGGAAUUAAUGUAA